Porites lobata is the source of this 10573-nucleotide messenger RNA. The record is from the annotation of a GenBank genome assembly. NCBI's taxonomy places the organism in Eukaryota, Metazoa, Cnidaria, Anthozoa, Scleractinia, Poritidae.
AUGGAAAAUGAACAAAACACUAACAACAUUGCUUUUUAUGUAGUGCGCAAAGCACAUAUAAUCCAGAGACAAUUAUUCGUCUCUGGUUCGUUUUUAAGUGUUUUCGUGUUAACUGUUGACAGAUUCUUGGCAAUCCAUCUUCAUCUCAGAUACCAGGAACUUGUGACUCACAAGCGGGUUGUUGCUGUAGUAGUUAGUACUUGGGCGUUUAGAGCAUCAAUUACUUUCCUUCGUCAGUUUUAUUUAACCAAGGGUUCUUUACCUGCAAUCAUUGUAGUUGUUUGUAUCAUAACUACAGGAUUGCUUUAUUGCAAAAUAUACGCAGCCGUGAGACACCACACAAAUCAGAUUCACGUUCUGCAAGUACAACAAGUAGCACAGAAUGGAGAAAUGCCAAAUGCAGCGAGACAGAGGAAAAUGGCAGUUGCUACAUUUUACGUGUAUGUGGUGUAUUUAGUUUGCUACUUGCCAGUAGCUUGUAUUGUUUUUGCUAAGACCAAUGGUGAAACUGUCUUGUUAUCACGUUUAGAGUAUUUCACAUUGACUCUUGGGUAUCUUAAUUCAUCUCUCAAUCCCUUGAUCUACUGUUGGAAGAUGAGACACAUUCGACAAACUGUUAUGGUAAUACUUCGAAACAUCUUUCCGAGCGGUUAAAAAACAAGGCUUUGCAGUUUAGAUGACUGCCCUGUUUUGCUUGCUAUUCAUGCAAUACUAAUGAAAAAAAAACACUAAAUAUAACCAGGACCUAGAAUGGAAGCUCUAAGACUAUCUGUUUAAAGUUAACGGGAUAAAAAUGACUUAGUAUAAGUAAAUUAUAUUUUUGCUUUGAAAAAAUUGUAGCAAAUUAAGAAAGCUCUAGCCCCAGUUGUUCAAAAGCUGGAUAGCGCUUUCCACCGGAUAAAUUUCUAUCCAGUAGUAACUAUCCAGUGGAUAAGUAUUACGGAAACUAACUGAGUUUAAUAUCCAGUGGAAAGAGAUUUAUCCGGCGGAUGGACCUAUCCACCUUAGAACAACUGAGGCCUGAAAUAAAUUUCAUCAAACUCGGAAAGAGUGUAGAAAAGUCAAGUGGCUUUCAAUAAAUGAGUGACCUUUUUCAAAUGAGUGGCAUUUUUUAUUGCGAUAUAUACGCGCGCAGUCAUUCGGCACAAUGCAAAUCAGAUACUCGGGCCUACACGCCCAACAAGUAGAGCCAAUGGAGAAAUAGCGGGGGUAUAGCUGAGUGGUCGUUCGAAAAUGAUGCGUCUCGUUAAGUAUCAGCCUAGUCUCGAAAUCUCGACAUUCGAGAUAAGAGUCUAAGUCCCCGAUUAUAUGGAGAAAAGUUGUCCUGGGAAAGAGGGUCACCCUCCCAGAGGAUUCAACCAGUUAUAUGAGAAAAAAGUUGACCCUCUGCUUGAGCCAAGAGCUGACAAUAGCGCUCGCCUGUACUCUGAUUGUGUCACCUUGACCGACUUGACCCGGCUGGGCGAGCAAAAAUGUUUAUCCUGGAAAGCCUUGCACCUGGGCACCCUUUAAAACAAAGGAAGGUUCAAAUGAACCCUCACUGAAAUCAUAAAGUAUUACAAAAGAUAUACUUAGACAUAAAGAGAUAAAUAUUGGCCAAUAUAAGAAACCUUGAAAAAAUGUCAAUGACGUGACUUCAUUAUCAAGAAAAGACAUUUUGACACUGAGUUUAGAGACUUGGAACAUAGUGAUAACGCUACUUAGCUUGACUGGCCCAGGCAAUUACAACCGGUGUCUGGAAAUGGGUAUCGACAGAAUUUGAUUGUGUGAAAGUUAACAACAAGAGACGAGUCCAAAGAAUUUAAAAGUUACAACGAAAAAUGCAUUUUCUCCAGAGUUUCCAGCAUCUUAAAUAUUGGAGUUCGUCGACGUAUUUUUCCCGUUGGUGGUUGCUGGUUACGAGUCUAGUGACCGCAUGUCUGAGUCACUGUUCCACACACUUUUUGUCAGUCAACAUGCUAUGGCAGCUUUUCAGUAGUUUCUUUCGACCACAUUUAACCAAAGAUAUUCUUUUUUAUCUGCUCAAAUUCGUAAUUACGACGAACCAUUUAUUUAACAAAACUUAAUAAAGCUAACAUUGUAUUUGAACAAAUUUCAAAUAAAACAGCUUUGAGAUAGUUUCGAAGUUGAUAAUAACUGUAAAUUAAGAAACAUAUAUCGCUUCUUAUCAACAUCAUUUUAUAAUUACCGAUCUACCUCUCUCUAAACUGGUGAUUUAGUAAAUAACAACCUAGUUCGCCUUUGUUCUCAACCCCCUUUUUCACCAUAACUAUUUUAUUCUUUUCAUUUUCAACGUUUUUACAUUUUCAAUAAACAUAUAGCCACCACUAGUUGACAGAGAACUGUCAUGAAUAAAACGUAGUCCAAUUCGCCGUCUUUAGUUUUGAUUAAAAUUUCUUCCUUUUCACCUGGUAAACUGUUUGUUUUAGAUGCUUAUAAGAGGUCGACCUAUUGUUUAAGCUUAAAAGAAAAUAUAUUCAAAUUUGUGUUUGAUGAACCUGACAUCAUAUGAAUUUCCAGUUUUGUGUUAAGAAUCACAGUCUUGACUGAAAACGACUAGAUAUUCCACAUCCUUCGCGUGAUCGGCUCAAACGUUCUUAUACAUGAUUGCAAACAGGAAGAACGGAAGUCGAAACUGGGCGUUUAGUCCAAUGAUCAUUAUACUAGAAGAGGAAGCGUAGUGGAACAUAUUGUGAACUUCUGGAGAUUCAUAAUUCAUUUGGUCUCCCCGGUAAAGAAUCUUUCAUAGUCAAUCUCGUUCGAACACAAAUAACAUCUCCAGAUCCCAGUUAAGUUAUAUAGGACUAAAUCAACUGAACACUGCUCAGGGUCCACAGUGGAAAAGAUGGCAAGUACUUGGCAUGGCUUGCAUUCUACUCUUAUCAUUAACUGCGUCUUCAAUGCUUUCUUGUCUUCCACUGCCAUUGUUUUAAACAUCAUAACAAUACAAGCGCUCACAAAAACUUCGUCGUUGUUGAAGACUUUAAAAACAUUGCUACUAAGCCUGGCUGUUUCUGAUCUGGGUGUGGGCUUACUUGUCCAACCACUGUAUGUUGCAACUCUCGUGAUGAACAUAGAACAGAACUCCAACAACACUGCUUAUUAUACCAUAAACAAAGCCUAUGCAAUCCCCAAAAAGCUAUUGGUCUUGGCUUCGCAUCUUGGUGUUUUCGCGUUAACAGUUGACAGAUUCUUAGCAAUCCAUCUUCAUCUCAGAUACCAGGAACUUGUGACUUACAAACGUGUUGUUGCUGUAGUGAGUUCAGUCUGGGUGUUCACUGCAUCAAUUACCUUACUACGUCAGCUGUAUUCGGCUGUGGAUUCACGUAUUAUGCCAGCAACUAUUACAGUUGUUUGUAUCAUAACUACAGGAUUGCUUUAUUGCAAAAUAUACGCAGCCGUGAGACACCACACAAUUCAGAUUAACGCUCUGCAAGUACGACAAGUAGCACAGAAUAAAGAAAUGGCAGAUGCAGCGAGGCAGAGAAAAAUGGCACUUGCUACAUUUUACGUGUAUGUGGUGCUUUCAGUUUGCUAUCUCCCGAUAGCUUGUGUUGUUUUUGCCAAGAUCAAUGGUGAAACUGCCUUGUUAUAUCAUUUAGAGUAUUACACAUUGACUCUUGUGUAUCUCAACUCAUCCCUCAAUCCCUUGAUCUACUGUUGGAAGAUGAGACACAUUCGGCAAACUGUUAUGGAAAUACUGCGAAAUAUUUUUGCGAUUGAUUCUCACUAAAGAUAGGAUCUACGUCAGAAAAACUUCUUUGAGCAAUACAGAUGGAAAAAUGACACUUAAAAUAUAAAAAGAACCUAAAACUUCUUGGACCUUCUGUUUAAAAGCCUAAGAGAUAUGAUCGAGUAUGAUAAGUUUAUGAUAUUUUAGUGUGGAAUAAUUAACAGAUUAAGGAAACUCUGAAAUAUUAAUAUGUAGCAAAGUAAGAUAGAGGGUAAAAGUGCUAAGCGAAUUAGGACGAAUGAUUGUGACUUGAUAUAUAGAGUAAUAAAUAGUGGGCUGAGUUUUCUAAAUUUCUUGGGCAAAAAGAUCUGUGCACAGUUCAGAUCAGUUAAGGGUCGUAAAAGGUUUAAUGGAUUUUGUUAACCAUAGUGCAUGCAAUCAACAUAAAACGAAACAGUAAAAUAGAGUGGAAAGAGCAAAACUAUAUCAAUAAAUCUUGCAAACAAGAGUGAUAAAAAGACCAACCGUUAUAUAAUCAGGGGCAUCCAGCGCCUUUUUUCUGUAAAAUAACUGUUCGAAGAAGCAAAUAUUGCCUAGAAACUUCUAAAGCUCGUGAAAAGCCAAAACUUUCUGAAUAACCGUUCCAUUCGUCUACAAUAUUCGAACAUUUUCUAACAGCUUAACUACGACUUUCGGAGGUUGUGUUAGUCGCAUUUUAAUACCAAGAUAUUGCGAUUAUUGUUAAAAAAAGGUCUCCUAAAACUUUCGGAGCAACGACAAAACGUCCCGUUAAAAUUUUCGAAUGAGAGCAAGGCUACUUCAUGUCCUCGUACUUUCGACCGGACCCACAAGGGUAGCCAACACACACUUUCGGAUGAGACGAAAAAGCCACCUAAAACUUUCGUGACGACCAAAGUUCGCCUAAGACAUUCGAAGAGAGAAGUAGUGUUUAGGGCAACUCCAAAUUAUCCCAACAGGCUUCUAAAGCACAACGAAAACCAUUUGAUACACUUCUGGCGUAUUUGGAAACAUUUGGUCGUUGGGUGUUCCUGUAUAAUAAUAAUAAAAAAACAACAACAACCCUUGGUGUUCAUAGCUACUUUCGUAUUGCACUCCGAUAACCUCUAUUUGCACUCUAUAAGCCAUUUAUGCAUUCCUCAUCGACCAAUCAGAAAACUCAUAUUUUGUUGAGUAUAUAAGAAUAAUAAUAGUAAUAAUAAUAAUAAUAACAAUAAUAAUAAUACAGCCUUUUUUGAGAAGGAAGAAAACUAGUGGUAACAAAUAUAGUUGAAAAUAUAUUACAAUACUUGAAAUUAAUUCAUAUCAAUAAUAAAAGUUCCUGUACAAAAUUAUGAAAAUGUUAUAAAGAAUGGUAAAAAUGCACCGUUCAAUCAUGUUUCUUAAUUUGUCUAGUGAAGAAAUAUCUUAGUAAUAAGAUCGUGCAGCUUUUAAAAUUUUGGACUGGGAGAAAUUUAAAACUUCCUUCCACAGCUAAGGACACCGAUUGGAGUAAAUGAUGGCUAAUUGAAAUCAUAAUACCGUUUAAAACACCAUAAUAUCUGCUUCCUCCUCAGACGCUUCAUUUUCUUUGCAAACGUCGAUAAAAUGACUCCAUUAUGAAGCAAAGAGCUUCUUGCACUGAGAUUAGGGACUGAGAACCAAAAGGUUUGAGAAUGCAAUAAGUAACUGAAGUCUAGGAUUGACUGACCUUGACAGGUUGCUUUGUUCAAGUUGAGCGUCUUCUAAGCAACUAUCGAUACGUGCGUAAGAGGAAUUUAAAAUAACGCUGAAACUUUACAAAAGACCGUAUUUAAUAUUUUCGUAGGAAUUCAGUAAGAUGAUCGCUAAAUAAAAAUGAUGAUGAAGACGCUUAUGUGCACUGGCCGAGUAUAAAGCAGGGGUUAGUCCCUAUACGAGGCUAUCUUUUUAGAGUAAGGUGUUGUCGACUGAAUUAAUUUAUAUUUUUAUAAAACAGGUGGGGAGGAGGAGAAUUGCUUUCUUUACACAGGUUGAAAACUAAGAGGUUGGGGGAAGAGUUAAAGUGAUUCCAAAAAAGGAAAAUAAUUAAGUGAGUAACCGGAGAUAUGUAAAACGACAGACGAAUUAACAAUAAACAAAUAAAAAAUUUUAAACAAAUCGUUAUUUUUACUCGAUUGUUAAACUAAAAUGUGUAUUCUCCUACACACUGUUUUCCUGUUAGCUGGUUAGGAGCGCUAUUUCAUAAUCAUGGCAGUUUCUCAACAAUUUUUGUUUCAGUGGAGGGAGGAACAGUAUGCUCUUGAUUAUUUCGACUACGCAUUAAAUUGCGAGCAAUGAGGACUGACUUUCCUCAAUAUUACUAAAUAAAUCCUGAAGAAACUGGAGUUAAUAUGACUUAGGGUUCGUUAGUUGCAUCAGAUGAGUUUAAUUACCACGACCCAUUAAGUUAUUAAGUUAAUAAACCAUAGUACAGUCGACCCCCGAUAAUUCGAACCUUCAAGGGAAAUAGAAAAAAGUUCGAGUUAUCGAGAGUUCGAGUUAUCGAGGGUAAAAUUAUAUGAGAAAUGAUCUGAAGGGAACUGAAAAUUGCUUUGAGUUAACGGGAGGUUCGAGUUGUAGAGGGUUCGAGUUACUGGGAGUCGACUGUAUUUAACGUGACUUUCUUUUGAAACCUAGGCUAAGAAAGUUUUUUUAUGAGUAAUAAGUUUCUUCUCUCAACUCCUCAGAUUCGUCUUAGAUCACAGUUAAUCGAAAGUGGUAGAUAUUUUUUGCUUUUGUCCGGCAAACAUGUUGGAUUGGUCUCCGACCUAAUAGUUCGCACUUCCUCUAAACCAUCGCUAAACUUAGUUUCUGUUUGACUGUGUAUUUACGAUUCACUGCAAACCAGCUGCCGUUUCUACUUUAAUAUCGCGUCAGUAGUUUCAAAUAACUUUCUUCCAUUUGACUGACGAACUUCGGCAAUUACAAGCUCGACCUAUGGCGUUUCGGCUGAAAGGAAAAUGAAUUCAAAUUUCUGAGUGAUCAGGACGUCAUAUUCAAAUUCUGAAUCCCUUGCUGGUGAGAUUUCAGAUGUUAUGAGCACGACUUAGGGACUUUUUUACUAUUGACGCGGAAAAAUCAACAGCUCACUUUAACCCAACUGCCAUCGAAGGAAGAACAAUGGAACACUGAAACCUUUUUGGGAAUGUUCAGAGCGAAGAAUAAUUGACAGUGUCAGCCUUACUCAGAAAAGAAAACAUUUUCAAAGCUCUUCAAAAGUUCCAUACAAAACAGAUGGCAAUCGCUAACGGUUUGUGUACGUUUCUUGUCGUUAACUGCGUCAUCAACGCUAUCUUGUCUUUCACUGCCAUCGUGUUAAACAUCAUAACAAUACAAGCGCUCAGGACAACUUCGUCGUUGUCGAAGACUUUUAAAACAUUGCUACUAAGCCUUGCUAUCUCUGAUGUGGGUGUUGGUUUAGUUGUCCAGCCACUGUAUGUUGCAAGUCAUGCGAUGAUGAUAGAACAAAACACGAACAACAUUGCUUUUCAUGCAGUAGAAGAAGCGUAUUUCAUCCAGAGCAUAUUAUUUGCCUUUGCUUCGUUUUUUGGUGUUUUCGCUUUAACUGUUGACAGGUUCUUGGCGAUUCAUCUUCAUCUCAGAUAUCAGCAACUUGUGACAUACAAACGUGUUGUUGCCGUAGUGAUUUCAGUCUGGUUGUUAAGUGCAUUAAUUAGCUUCCUUAGUUCGAAUACAGGCGGUGUGCGCACUACGACUGCGAUGCAUUGUGGAUUCAAAAUUUUCAAGAUGGCGGCGAAGGUCGAGAAAUUUCGCAGGUUAUAUGCUUUAUUUUUCAAUAGAUACAGUUCUUUCCUUCGAUAGUUUUUCUCGAUUUCACAAGCUAAUAUUUGUUUACAUUUUUUCUGUGAAGAAAAACAAAUCAAUAUUCUUCAUUUCAAUCUAAAACGUGGAGCCCGAAGAUUCCUCCUGUAAGAGCAUGAAAUUUGAACCCGGUUUUUAAGAGGCUAUAAUUUCCAUUAUAUUGCCCGUCGAAAGUAGAGGAUAGUUGUAAGUGUUUCUACAAACCUUGUUCUACGCUAAUUUUUUAUCGCUCCCCAACGCGCCCCACGUUUUGUGAUACUUUUUCCGAAUUGAAACCGGCAUGUUUUCAUGGGAAAAUGUAGCCUCGCGAAGACCAAUGUGACAUGUUACGAAGUGUUACUGUUGUAAUCACAAGCUGAUCACAAAAUAGCGGGGCAGCGGCGACUGGUUCCUCCAAACAAUAGCAUUAGGUGAGCAUAAAAUGUUGGAAACUGGUAUAUAAAUAGGCUGAUGAGUACUCUGAUGUAGGAAUGUCUGUUUUUGUAAUAGGACUAAAAAGCAUAAUAAAAUUGCAGUCAUACAUGUGACUCUCUUGAUGCAGGUAUAAAAUCAGUAGGAUUAGAAUCACAGGUAUUAAAUUAAGAGAUAAGUUUGAUUAUACAGUUAAGCCCUGUGCAUUUUGAAACUAGCAAUCUACUUCCAAGAUUGGUGUGUGUUGUUGUGUGGAUGUUAUGACUUUGUCAGUUUCUUGCCUAGUCCCUGUUUUAUUCAGUGGUGAUUAGCCUCCGUAGCAGGCAUUUAAAAGGAAAGGGAGAGGGGUUUUGGGCACAAGAGAAAUGCGAAGAGUGCACGAGGAAGGAGGGAGUGAUUUCAACAUUCACCUGGUUGAUGUUUAUAAUGCAAAAAACAAUUAGCCUCCUGUAUGGCAGGCAUUUCCCUCCCUCCUUCCCUCACAUUUCUCUUGCACCAAGACCCACUUUCCCUUUUCUUUGAAGUGCCUGCCACACAGGCUAAGUGAUGUCAUUCAAUCUGUUUACCCGUUUACACUGUUUAAUAUAUAUCAAACAAUUUGCAUAUUUUGGUGGCUUUAGUUAAAAUAUAAAUUGCUUGAUCAUUGAAUGUACUUUUGAUAUUGGAAAACCAAGGCUGAAAAAAUGGUGGCAGGGAAAGGAAAUAGAAAAAUUGGAAGAAUGGGGCAGUAAAAUCAUGAGACUAAGAACCUGAAUUAACUAAGUAAGCCCAAACAGAUUCUUAUAUAAAUAGUAGUUAGCACAAGUUUAGGCUAUUUAGGUUUUUAAAUGGGUUCAUAUUUUCUGAAGUAAAAAUGUAGCUAAGAGUAUUUGCGUUUCACCUUAUUCCUCAUACAAAGUCUGCAUACCAAAUUAGAAGUUAUGUGAGAAUGGACAUAAAAAGAGGAAUGUAUUUAAAUUUAAACAUUGGCAUUUACAUUGCAGUUGGAGUGAUAAGACAGCUUUGUUUCCAUAGAAGAUUCUAAAUGUUGAUUUAUCUCUGCUCAAGUGUACAGAAUUUUUUCAUAGAUUUCAAGAAUAAGAACCUGUUUCAAAUUUUAGGCUAAACAGGUUUUUAUAUAGAGGGGGCUCAUCUGGUAUAAUUUUAUUUUAGCUGAACAGGUUCUUGAAAUUCAGGUUCUAAGUCGGGGGGUUUUACUGUACCACUAGGAUCCACCUCUGCAAUAACUAGUAACCCAAAAGCCCUCUUUACGGACAACCGCUUCAUACAGACACCUGAUCAAGGCUGUGCUCUAGCAGAGCCCUGUGGCCCCUGGCACCUAACUUUUGCUUUUGGGUGACUAGAAAAUCUCAGACUUUUCAUACAAAUCAUAUGCUGGGCAGCCUAGAUUUUACAGGUUCAGAGAACUACGCUCCUUUCAAUGUUCCUUAGAGCACAGCCUUGCUCAUCAUUACAGAUAGCUUGCUUUGUUCCCUGGAAAAAAGCCCUUAAAUUUUCUCUAAAUUAAGAUGGUUAAUUUCUACGGUUCCCUCAGUGUCUGUAUAACAGAGUUGACUGUGAGUAUGAUGAGACCUAUGACACCAUAUUUAAAUUAUAAAAUUGGGGUGAGGAGAAAGGAAAGGGGUCUCAAGCUAUGUUGCCCCAGCCCUGAUUACAGGAGAUUUGUAAACAUGUAUGAAUUUCACAUUUUGAAGAGUUUUUAUAAUCCAAAAAAAUAUGUGAUAACAUGUGUUUGUACAUACUGACACAAUCAUUAAACAAAUAUUGGCUGCAGCUUUUAAAAUCUAUUGACUGCAUCAGGCUUUGUAAUCACAAAUAUGCCAUUUUCAGUUUCAAUCCAGUUAUAAGACAUUCUAUGACUCAUACCAAUAGAAAAAUAUGGCAAAUAAAGAUGCUCAAUAUUAUAUUAUCUAUAAAGAGGACACAAGUUCACUGUACACAAAUACUCUCUACUUUAUUUACUUGUCUUCAUGUGAUGAUAAAUACAGAUGUUAAGCAAAACGAAAUGCAGACUUGGUGCCAACAGAGAAACAAGUGCUCGAAACGAUGACCCCCUCAACUUCGAUUCUCUUAUUACAGCUAGCAAGUGAACAUCUUGCAAUGCUGAAUGACAAAACAAAAUAAGCUCACUGUGUUUAAAUACCGUUGCCGGGUAUUCUGAAGAAGCUCCUAGUAUUUUAUGAGUAUAUCACAGCUAUGCACAUCAGUACCUCUUAGCACUAGUAGCACUGAUUUCACGGUGAAUUCAAAAAUGUUCGGCGAACCGCGGGUCUUACCUCCAGUGCUUUUCAUGAUUGAAGCAUUGAACAAAGCGUUUCUGUGCCGACUUUUCUCGGUCAGUUGCAAACAGGAUACAAGUGAUUACGAACAAAAUACACCAGAAUACACUUAUCAACGGAAUGAGACUGUUUUUUCCCUGAGAAUUGGACAGACUUUCUUUUUCAAGGGCUUCCGGAGGACAUUCAAAGCAAAAUCGUAUAUAUCUACAGCGUAAUUAACGAAUAUUCACUCCGCAGUCGUGAUGUUCACUCCACGCCAUCUUGAGACAAAUGAUCAGAUUUUGAAUACCGCCCAUGAUGCUUAGCGAUCGUAGUGCGCACACCGCCUGGUUCGAAUAUGGCUCAAGUGGCUUUGUCCAUUGUAUUAGGA